CUCGAAAUAUUGUAAAACAAUCAAUUACAAAUUGCCGUUAGUGUCGUUGGGCGAAUGUGCUAUGGACGCUACAUGAAAAUUGUUGUUUUGACAACAUGUUGACAAGUGUUUUACUGUAACAAUUUGUGUUUAGUUCGUGUUUAGGGAAGUCGACCCUAAAGAAGUAGGCGGUACAGUUCUUGAAUAGCAUAAAUGCUUCAACUUGUAUAGCUGCGUAUUAGACUACGAUUAAUUAUCAACUUUUAGGUUGUUUGAACAGUUGAGGCAUCAUAUGCGUUUGAGUUUAUACGAUCUCAGAUUUUGUUAGUUGCUAUUUUUUAAACUGUUCGUAGGUAGUGCUGAACGAUAAAUUAAUUGGUUAUGACGAAGUACUUCGAUAAUCCGAAUUCCUCGUCAUUCGAUGAUUCGCUUCAAGAGCCACUCAAAGAACUCGAUCUAAAUGAUUCCGAUAGCUUUUUGCAAAUAUCCCCCUCAAAGCGAUCGCCAAAUCGCAGAAGUACCAAGAUAUCGGGGCAUUUCACAGAUAAAGAAAACAUUCACGACAUAGACAAACUACCAGUUUUUCAUCGAGGAAGCCACGGAGAGCAGCCUGGGACUCUAAUCGUGAGGCACUAUGUCCAGAAGGAUUCAAAAUGUAUCCAAUGUCGAAAUUGUGGAAUUUUUUUCAACACAACCUCAUUUUUAAAACAUUGUCACGACCAAUUUGGUAAACGUACUCAAUGCAACUCUGUUCAACUACAAUUGGGACUUGACACUCCCACAUCUCGACAAAAAGACGUCUGGAACAAAUUUCAGAAAAAGUUACUCGUCGACACAGAACCAACAAUACGACCUGGUUCUAGGGCUGCAAAGCACAUUCAAGGUUUGGAAAAUACUUACAACAGGCGCAACGUAACAAAUGAAGAUUACGGUCGUCGUGUUCGACGAUCAAGCGCUGACAUACCGGCGACGCGUAAAACAAACAUCGACGCACCAGCGGUGGAUCGACCGUUUCAAGAACGAAACGACACACUGCAGAGGAGUCGAAUGUUUUUAUCGUCUUCUGCACUGAACUUACCUGAUAAAUUAUCAAUAUCGGAAUUAGAUCCUGAUCGACGUAAUGCACGAAUGUCGUCUUCAUACAACAUCCCAGACAAUGGUAACACAUUAAGACGUAGAAUGCCCCAUAUGUCGCGAAUGUACGACGAAGAAAGGGUUCCGAUGAGCAGGAUUGAAAGACAAAGUCGUGCACCAUUGUUUCAGAGUGAAAUUCCGCUAAGAUCACCGAGAUAUCCCGCAGCUCAUACACGGGGUGACUCCUUGCAAUCAAAACCCUGGGAAAAUGAGAACUAUGGGACUGAAUAUCUACCAAAACCGCGAACAACAUCAAAUUUUUCUUAUGCAGAUGACGCACCUAAACCUUUGUCAGAAAGUAUUUUCAAACCAACUUCAUUUUGUUUUGACUCGAAACCCGAUCCCAAUUUGAAUAUUAACCAAUUGAAAUCUGAAAUAACGACUGAAGAUCCCAAAUCAUUAAUCAGUCAGGCUUGCAUCCUCCUACAAAAAGCUUCAGACAAAUUAACCAACGAAACUGGUAACAAUUCAAAUGCAUGGAGAAAAAUGUACGAAGAAGAAAGAGACCAUCGGAUGAGACUUGAAGCACAAAUUCGCGAUUUAGAACGAGAUCUACGAUCGAGGAAAACUUGAAGUGGUCGAUAUCGAACAGAAUCAAUGUGUAGUUUGCUAAUCUGCUAAAGUUAUGCUAUAUAAAAAAGUAUUUGAAUUUAUUGCAAUGAUAGCAAUCUUGAAGUUUAUUUUCAUCUUGUGAAUGUCUUUUAUUCAAGUGUUGUUCGUAAGUUGCUUUCAUUUUUUCCAUCGCCACAUAUUUUCUGGAAAAUUUUUCCGUGACAUUAGGCUUCUGUUCAUUUAUUUGUAUAUUUUUAUAUCGCAUUGGUAUUUUAACGUGAGUUCGUGUGGCUGGCAAUUCGGUUUUUAUUAUUUGUGAAUCAUGUAUCAAAUCCAAUCUUCGUAAUAUAAGUUAUGCAGCCA
This is a messenger RNA of Styela clava, 2028 nucleotides long. RefSeq lists its product as uncharacterized. Gene Ontology annotation, molecular function: SMAD binding. The record is from RefSeq and is a predicted model, not a curated record. NCBI's taxonomy places the organism in Eukaryota, Metazoa, Chordata, Ascidiacea, Stolidobranchia, Styelidae.